AUGGCGCUGCACUCCGUCUCUUCCGUUCCCCACGUGCUGCGCCUCUCCGAGCCAUUCCCUUCCCUCCAUAACGCUCACCUCCUCCUCGACCUCGCCCCUCUCCGCCGCAGACCCAAGCGUCGUAAUCGCAAACUCACGGCCUUUCCCUCGCCAUCCUCGCUCCCUCAUUCCGCCGUCCAAGCCGUUCUCCACCUUGACCGCUUUGCCGACAACCGCCUCCAUGCUUCGCCUGCUUCCUCUUCUUCCGAUUCCAAACCGCAGGUUGCAAACUUGGAGGACAUUAUAUCUGAGAGAGGAGCCUGUGGGGUUGGAUUCAUUGCCAAUUUGGAGAAUAAGGGAUCACAUGAGAUUGUCAAGGAUGCUUUAAAUGCUUUAAGUUGUAUGGAACAUCGUGGUGGUUGUGGAGCUGAUAAUGACUCUGGUGAUGGCUCAGGGCUGAUGACUGCAAUUCCAUGGGAUCUAUUUGACAAUUGGGCCAACAAGCAAGGGAUUGCUUCCUUUGAUAAGUUGCACACUGGUGUUGGAAUGGUUUUUUUGCCCAAAGAUGUGCAACUCCUCAAUGAGGCAAAGAGAGUUAUUGUAAAUACUUUUCGACAAGAAGGUCUUGAGGUUCUUGGUUGGAGGUCUGUCCCUGUAAAUACUUCUGUAGUAGGUUAUUAUGCAAAGGAGACCAUGCCCAAUAUACAGCAGGUAUUUGUUAAGAUAGUGAAAGAAGAAAAUGUUGAUGACAUUGAACGAGAACUGUACAUCUGUCGGAAAUUGAUUGAAAAAACAGUAAGCUCAGAAAGUUGGGGGAAUGAGCUUUAUUUCUGUUCUUUAUCAAAUCAAACCAUAGUUUACAAGGGGAUGCUUCGCUCAGAAGUGCUUGGGUUAUUUUAUUCUGAUCUUCAAAAUGAUAUUUACAAGUCCGCUUUCGCCAUAUAUCAUCGAAGGUACAGCACAAAUACUAGUCCUAGAUGGCCUCUUGCACAACCGAUGAGGCUUCUUGGUCAUAAUGGAGAGAUCAACACCAUACAGGGAAACUUGAAUUGGAUGCAAUCACGGGAACCAUCAUUGAAGUCACCUGUAUGGCGAGGUCGUGAAAAUGAAAUUCGUCCAUAUGGAAAUCCAAAGGCAUCAGACUCGGCAAAUCUUGACAGUGCUGCAGAAUUAUUGAUAAGAAGUGGUCGAAAUCCUGAGGAAGCUAUGAUGAUUCUUGUUCCAGAGGCUUAUAAAAAUCAUCCAACUCUGACAAUCAAAUAUCCCGAGCCUGGUGCAAAACAAAGGAUUGCUAUUGUGAAAGGGGUGGUGGGGGAUGAUCUCAUUGAUGUGGCGGUUGACUUCUAUGACUACUACAAGGGUCAGAUGGAAGCUUGGGAUGGACCAGCCUUGCUUUUGUUCAGUGAUGGGAAAACUGUUGGUGCAUGCCUUGAUCGUAAUGGACUUAGACCCGCAAGGUACUGGAGAACAUCGGACAAUAUGGUCUAUGUUGCCUCUGAGGUUGGUGUUGUGCCAGUGGAUGAGUCAAAGGUUGUCUUGAAAGGUCGUUUAGGUCCAGGCAUGAUGAUAACGGUUGAUUUACCGGGUGGUCAGUUAGACAGUGUUGAAGCAAGGUCCUCAUUCUGUUCUCCUGCUGACACUAUCCGUUCAAUAUGUAUGUUCUGUUCUGAUGUUUUUCUCCCAAAUUUCAUUGGACAUCCUCUCAGAGUUGUAGCUUCCCACGUCUAUGAGAAUACAGAGGUUAAAAAACGAGUAGCCUUAUCAAACCCAUAUGGGAAAUGGAUCAAGGAAAAUUUGCGGUCUUUGAAGCCUGGGAACUUCCUUUCAGCCUCUGUGAUGGACAAUGAGGCAGUAUUAAGACACCAACAGGCAUUUGGCUACUCUAGUGAAGAUGUCCAGAUGGUGAUUGAAAGUAUGGCUUCUCAAGGAAAGGAGCCCACGUUUUGCAUGGGAGAUGAUAUUCCAUUAGCAGCAUUGUCUCAGAAACCUCACAUGCUUUUUGAUUAUUUCAAGCAACGGUUUGCACAGGUUACAAAUCCUGCAAUUGAUCCUCUUCGAGAAGGAUUGGUUAUGUCUCUUGAAGUGAAUAUAGGGAAGAGAGGGAAUAUAUUGGAAAUUGGGCCUGAGAAUGCUUCACAGCAGGUUAUGUUAUCUAGUCCAGUAUUGAAUGAAGAGGAGCUUGAAUCAUUACUAAAAGACUCCCAGUUAAAACCACAAGUAUUACCUACAUUUUUUGACAUAACUAAGGGCAUUGAAGGUUCGUUGGAGAAAGCAUUAAAUAAGCUUUGUGAAGCUGCAGAUGAAGCUGUCAGAAAUGGUUCUCAGUUGCUUGUUUUAUCAGACCGUUCAGAAGCACUGGAACCAACUCAUCCGGCAAUUCCAAUUCUUCUUGCUGUUGGUACUGUUCAUCAGCAUUUAAUCUCGAAUGGCCUGCGGACAUCAGCUUCAAUUAUAGCAGAUACUGCCCAGUGCUUUAGCACUCAUCAGUUCGCAUGUUUAAUAGGAUAUGGUGCAAGUGCUGUGUCGCCAUACUUGGCAUUCGAGACAUGUCGGCAAUGGCGUUUGAGUAAUAAAACUGUUAAUCUGAUGAGGAAUGGAAAGAUGCCCACUGUAUCAAUUGAACAGGCCCAGAAGAACUAUUGCAAAGCUGUAAAGGCAGGUCUUCUUAAAAUUCUUUCAAAAAUGGGCAUCUCAUUGCUUUCAAGUUACUGUGGUGCACAAAUAUUUGAAGUAUAUGGAUUAGGAAAGGAAGUUGUUGAUCUUGCAUUCAGAGGAAGUGUGUCGAAAAUUGGUGGAUUGACUUUUGAUGAGGUGGCAAGAGAGACUUUGUCUUUCUGGGUGAAGGCAUUCUCCGAAGAUACAGCUAAAAGGUUGGAAAAUUUUGGAUUUAUACAGUCCAGACCUGGAGGGGAAUAUCAUGCAAAUAACCCAGAAAUGUCAAAGUUGCUCCACAAAGCUGUUCGUCAGAAAAGUCAGAGUGCCUUUUCAGUUUAUCAGCAAUAUUUGGCUAAUCGACCUGUGAAUGUUCUCCGAGAUCUUCUUGAAUUCAAAAGUGAUCGUACUCCAAUUCCCGUGGGGAAGGUUGAACCUGCUUCAUCUAUUGUGCAACGGUUUUGCACUGGGGGCAUGUCACUUGGAGCUAUUUCCAGAGAAACUCAUGAAGCAAUUGCAAUUGCCAUGAACAGAUUAGGUGGAAAAUCAAAUUCAGGGGAAGGUGGUGAGGAUCCUGUUAGGUGGAAACCACUUACAGACGUUGUUGAUGGUUACUCUCCAACUCUUCCACACCUUAAAGGUCUUCAAAAUGGGGAUACUGCUACUAGUGCCAUAAAGCAGGUUGCUUCGGGAAGGUUUGGUGUCACCCCAACAUUCUUAGCAAAUGCUGAUCAGUUAGAAAUAAAGAUUGCACAAGGGGCAAAACCUGGUGAAGGAGGACAAUUACCUGGAAAAAAAGUUAGCAUGUAUAUUGCUAGGUUGAGAAAUUCUAAACCAGGAGUUCCUCUUAUAUCUCCACCUCCUCAUCAUGACAUUUAUUCUAUUGAGGACCUUGCUCAAUUGAUCUUUGAUCUUCAUCAGGUGAACCCAAAGGCAAAAGUGUCUGUAAAACUGGUGGCUGAAGCUGGAAUUGGCACUGUUGCAUCUGGAGUUGCAAAGGGCAAUGCUGACAUUAUACAGAUUUCAGGACAUGAUGGGGGAACUGGAGCAAGCCCUAUAAGUUCCAUCAAGCAUGCAGGAGGGCCUUGGGAACUUGGUCUUACAGAAUCUCACCAGACACUGAUUGAAAAUGGACUUAGAGAAAGGGUUAUUCUCAGGGUUGAUGGUGGAUUUAGAAGUGGAGUUGAUGUCAUGAUGGCAGCAAUAAUGGGUGCUGAUGAAUACGGGUUUGGUUCAGUAGCCAUGAUUGCUACUGGAUGCGUUAUGGCCCGAAUUUGCCACACCAAUAAUUGCCCAGUUGGUGUUGCCAGUCAGAGGGAAGAGUUGCGUGCACGCUUUCCUGGUGUUCCUGGUGAUCUUGUGAACUACUUUUUGUACGUAGCUGAGGAGGUAAGAGGCAUAUUGGCACAGCUGGGGUAUGAGAAGUUGGAUGAUGUUAUUGGCCGGACUGAUUUGUUGCAACCAAGAGACAUAUCUCUGGCAAAAACUCAGCAUCUAGAUCUGAGUUAUAUCCUCUCUAAUUCUGGGUUACCUAAAUGGAGCAGUACCGAAAUUAGGAACCAGGAGCCUCAUACCAAUGGUCCUGUUCUGGAUGAUAGUUUGCUAGCAGACCCAGAGAUUGCAGAUGCCAUUCAAAAUGAAAAGGUGGUUAAUAAGACCAUAAAAGUAUACAACAUUGAUCGUGCUGUUUGUGGACGUAUAGCUGGCGCCAUUGCAAAGAAGUAUGGUGAUACCGGUUUUGCAGGACAGUUGAAUAUAACAUUUACAGGAAGUGCCGGGCAGUCAUUUGCAUGCUUUCUGACACCUGGAAUGAACAUUCGCCUGGUAGGAGAGGCUAAUGAUUAUGUUGGGAAGGGCAUUGCUGGAGGUGAGUUGGUUAUCACUCCAGUUGACAAGACAGGAUUUGAACCGGAGGAUGCAGCUAUAGUAGGGAACACUUGCUUGUAUGGGGCAACUGGUGGACAGGUCUUCGUUAGAGGGAGAGCUGGGGAAAGAUUUGCGGUCAGAAACUCACUUGCUGAAGCUGUGGUUGAAGGCACAGGAGACCAUUGUUGUGAGUACAUGACAGGUGGAUGUGUGGUUGUCUUGGGAAAAGUGGGUAGAAAUGUAGCUGCUGGAAUGACAGGAGGAUUGGCAUACAUUCUUGAUGAGGACGAUACUCUCAUACCCAAGGUAAACAGAGAAAUUGUAAAAAUCCAACGGGUAUCAGCUCCUGUUGGGCAGAUGCAACUGAAGAGCCUGAUUGAAGCUCAUGUUGAAAAAACCGGUAGUACCAAAGGUGCGGCUAUUCUUAAGGAGUGGGAUAAGUAUUUGUCACUAUUUUGGCAGCUAGUUCCACCUAGUGAAGAGGAUACCCCUGAGGCAAAUGCCAAGUAUGACACAACUACCACAGAGCAGGUAAAAGUAGCUGCUACCAAGUAG
Molecule: messenger RNA, 5052 nt
Organism: Sphenostylis stenocarpa
Lineage: Eukaryota; Viridiplantae; Streptophyta; Magnoliopsida; Fabales; Fabaceae
Source: the annotation of a GenBank genome assembly